GGAACGGAGCGGAUCGGUGGCGAUUCAGCAAAUAGAGCAUCUGCAGGAGGAAGACGAGGCGCCUCCCAGAGUCUCUCAUACCCUUCUUGAUCGAGCUGUUUCUUGUGUUUACAGUGAAGUACCUCUAGGUUAAACUUUUUUUUAAAUUAUUUUAAAGAAGAAAUUAUCAAUGGAGCGGCAGCGUCCACGAUCGGAGCGCAAAAACAUGGACACGUGUUUGAGGCGUUUGAAGCAGGAGCUGCUCUCCAUGAGGAAGGCUGGCAACGGACUGCAUGCCCAAAUGAACUCCAUGAUGGGGGCUCUGCAGGAACUCAAACUUCUGCGGCUGCAGACCACACUGGAGAGGCUGGAGAUUUCAGGCAAGCCCAGCCACACUUGUUCUCCUAACCAUCAUGUGUUCUUCUCCCCUCCAACAUUCUUCUCUCCUGCUCCACCUGUGGAGCUGUGCCCACCAUCACCCUGGACGCUUGAUAGAGAGCUUAAGGCUUCACCCAGGAGCAGUCUAGCAAAGAUAUCAUCUGCAUCUUGCUGCCAGGGUGGCACACCUCCUCCAUCGGGAAGGUACCCUGGAGAAAGUGGGUACUCACAGGAAUGCAACCGCAGCUCAUUCCCAGUCCGUCAAACACUGGCGCCCUGGGGUACCCAUGAGCUGUCUGGUGUCCCAGGUUCGCUGCGGAACCUCGGUGUUGAUGGGCAGUCACUGGAAAAUGACUUCUCAGAGGAAAGUAGCAACGACUCAAGUGACUGGACCUCUACACUCAUGAGUCGUGGCCGCAAUCGCCAGCCAUUGAUCCUUGGUGACAACAUAUUUGCUGACCUGGUGGGAAACUGGCUGGACCUGCCUGAUCUGGAGAAGAAAGCUCCAAGUCUGGCUGGGUGGGACAAUGAUGAGGAGGACAAAAAAGAACCAGAAUGCCUACUGAGACUCAGCCACUCCCAGGAAAUCUGCCGCAGGUUCUCCCUCACUGCAAACAUCUUCAAGAAGCUUUUGCGCAGUGUGUGCCCUGACAAGGACAAGCUGCUUAUGGAGAAACCGGGCUGGAUGCCUCUUGAUGACCCUGAUGCAGAGCUCUUAAAAAGGUGCAAAAAAGGGACUAAAAAAGGGACAUUCUACCUUCCAUUUUGGUCAAGGAAGAAUGGGCAGCAGAGAAAGGGUAGGUCAGACCUCUGUCCCACAGAGGGGAGGACCCAAACCUCAGUAAUGUGCUCCACCAAGGGGGACCAGGAGGUGGAAGAGAAUGUGCAACCAAAGUUUGAUUACAGCAUAGCUGUCUGGGUCUGACCACCUGCAGAUGGAGGGGGAUUAGAGGUCUGACCCCUUAGCAAGGCUGCAAGUGUUUGCACUGUGGUGGGACCCGGUGGCCUUUUGCCUGAACCUUCCUUUUGUACGUGACAUGGAUCCCUUGUGUAUCAUUACAAUGUCUUUGUGGUGCUGGAGUCACAGUCCACCAUGAACAAAGAAUGGGAUGAACACCAUCCACAAAAACUCAUCUUAAUUCUCCCAUGACAUGUUUAACAUGCACCUUGCCUUUUGAAAUUAUUCAGA
This is a messenger RNA of Scleropages formosus (Asian bonytongue), 1546 nucleotides long. Its product is annotated as PAK4-inhibitor INKA2. The record is from RefSeq and is a predicted model, not a curated record. Gene Ontology annotation, cellular component: nucleus. Lineage: Eukaryota; Metazoa; Chordata; Actinopteri; Osteoglossiformes; Osteoglossidae. The coding region runs from base 170 to 1282 and encodes 370 amino acids. The transcript is spliced from 2 exons. Gene Ontology annotation, molecular function: protein kinase binding; protein serine/threonine kinase inhibitor activity.